This is a messenger RNA of Gracilinanus agilis (Agile Gracile Mouse Opossum), 3908 nucleotides long. RefSeq names its product SURP and G-patch domain containing 2 (gene SUGP2). Lineage: Eukaryota; Metazoa; Chordata; Mammalia; Didelphimorphia; Didelphidae. Gene Ontology annotation, biological process: RNA processing. Gene Ontology annotation, molecular function: RNA binding. Bases 1 to 3336 code for a protein of 1111 amino acids. The transcript has 10 exons. The record is from RefSeq and is a predicted model, not a curated record. Gene Ontology annotation, cellular component: nucleoplasm.
AUGGCAUCUAGGCGAGUCACAAGGGAAACUUUUGAUGCUGUAAUACAAGAAAAGGUUAAGAGAUAUCACAUGGACCACAGUGAUGCUAUUGAAGACACUCUUCAUCAGUUUAAGUCCCAAGGUCAUUCAAGGUCAAUCCCAAGAUCAAGAGCAGACAGAUAUGAUGACAAUUUUCAUGAUGAUGGAAGAUACACUCAUGAUCCAGUACACCAUCCUCGUGAUACUUGGCGAGAAGACCUAAGGGAUGAUGUAUUUCCUGGACCUUCCUUUAGAUCCAACAGUCCUCCCAUAAGUGAAGAAAACUACUAUCAAGAAGAUUUUGGACGAGAUCGAGAAUUUUCUCGUGCCGACUCUCGGGACAGGGACUUCAGCCGGGUUAGCUCCAGAGAGCGGGACUUUGGCCACCGGGACUUUAGUCAUUUUGGUUCUCAGGAUCAGGAGUUUAGUCACACUGAAUCUUGGGAUCAUGACUUUGGCCACCCAAGUUCACAUGAACCUUCUUGGUCUCAUGAGAGUGACUUUGGUCCUGAGAUACUGGGUGAUUUUAGAUCACCUGGUCUUAUGGAUGAAGAAUAUGUGGACAUGGAUAGUCAGGAGUAUGACUUGGACUUUCCAGGAGAGGCAGAUUAUGAAUUCCAGCAGCCAGUACAUAGGGGCAGGGGAAGAGUGCGGAGUAGGGGCCGAGGCCGGGGAGGUAUUGACCGGGGUGGAAUUCUUCAGAGUAAGAGGGCAACCAGAGGUACACUUAAAACCAAAGUCAUUAAAGGAGAUGUCAGAAAAAUUCCCACCCUAAGAAAAGUAAAUGCCAAAAAACUGGCCCCUGUGAUUCCCUAUCGAGUUAUCCCCAAAACUCGAGGUACUAAUCGAAUUAGAAAAACUAUUCUGAGACCUGAUCUGAGUCCUGUUGUCACCCAAAGGACUGAAGAUGCCCAGCGUCCUGUUCGAAAGACACUUUUGCGCCCUAAUCAGAAGACUAGUCGGCCACCUAGAGGAGAAGUCAGUUUUGACUUAGUUGACAAAUCUGACAUUUUUUCAACAUUUGGGAUAGAGAUAAUCAAAUGGGCUGGAUUUCAUAAGAUAAAGAAUGAUCUGGAGUUUUCACAGCUGUUUGCAGCUCUCUUUGAGCUGGAAACUGAAACCUGUGCAAAGAUGCUCGCCUCCUUCAAAUGUUCUCUGAAACCAGAACAUAGAGACUUCUGUUUCUUUACCAUAAAGUGUUUGAAGCAUUCUGCUUUAAAAACCCCCAAAGUUGACAAUGAGUUCUUAAAUAUGCUCUUAGACAAAGGUGCUGUGAAAACCAAGAAUUGUUUCUUUGAAAUCAUAAAACCAUUUGACAAAUACAUGAUGAGGCUCCAAGACCGUCUUUUAAAAAGUGUUACUCCCCUGCUCAUGGCUUGCAAUGCCUAUGAGCUAAGUGUUAAGAUGAAGGGUUUUAGUAACCCUGCAGAAGUGGCAGGUGCCUUGGAGACAACCAACUCCCUCUGUCGUAAAUCUCUGGCACUUUUGGGCCAGACAUUUUCCUUAGCCUCCACAUUCCGACAAGAAAAAAUAUUAGAAGCUGUUGGCCUCCAAGAAGUAGCUCCAGUUCCAGCAGCUUUUCCUAAUUUUGACGACUCAACUUUGUUUGGAAGAGAGUAUAUAGAGAACCUAAAAGCCUGGCUAGAGAAAAGUGGACAUCCCAUCCAAAUGAAGAAGACUGAGACAAGGUCUACAGAAGAGGUGACAAGUGUUUCUUCUCCAAAUUCAAAUAUGAUUCCUGAGAUGCCAAUCCCUGCUCCCAAUCCUAUUUCAGAUGUUAUUCCUCAGCGAGCAGACAGAAAGGUUGUUGAGACAAUUGAAAAAUUUGUGAAGAGUAUAAUUGAAGGCAACUUGUCCCCAAAAGAAAGAGCAUCACUAAAGAAGAACCCUACUUAUUGGUUUUUAUCUGACGAAGAUAGUCUGGAGUACAAAUAUUAUAAGUUGAAGUUGGCAGAAAUGCAGAGGAUAAAGGAGAUUAAAAAAGAUGAGGAACACUUGCCAACUUCAGAGGAAUGUGCCGUGAGAGCAAUGUUGUAUGCAAGGAAGGUGCAGAGCCUGAAAAAAAGAUUGAUUCCCCGGAAAAGGCUCAGGCUUCUCUCAUCUUGGGGGAUCAGUAGCUGGAAAUCAAGAAAAGCAACCGUGGGAACACAGACCCUUCUUUCAGCAGGAACGAUGCUGAAGCACCAGGUUAGACAUGCCCAUGGAGGGUUCCAAGUAAAGCCUUCUUUGCCUGACAUAAACCGUCCUGAGAAGAACUUGCCAUCAGAGGAAUCUGAAUCUCUUACUUGUGACCUCAGCCCAAGACCUUUGACCUGCCGUCCAGGAACAGUUGAGCCUGAAACCUCUGAUGCCUUGCCUGAGUCACACCAGACUCCCCCACCUUCUCAAUUUGCCAGUGUUGAUGCUAAGACAAUGGAUACUGCUGAAAAACUAGCUAAAUUUGUUGCUCAGGUGGGACCAGAAAUUGAACAAUUUAGUAUAGAAAACAGCGCAGACAACCCAGACCUGUGGUUUCUACAUGACCAAAAUAGUCCUGCCUUCAAGUUUUAUAGAAUGAAAGUGUAUGAACUGUGCCCUUCCAUUAAUUUCGCAAAAGCUCCUCUAAACCUUAAAGCAGAAGAGAGUCUGAAAUCAAGGAAGGCUUCAGAUCAUGGGGAAGAAGAAGAGCUUGAGGGAGAUCAUUCUCAACAAGGGACUGAACUCGAGUUAGAAUUAGGGCCUGAAGAAGAAGAGGAAGAGGGUACAGAAGAUGACACCUCAGUUCAAGAAACAUCCUCCAGAAUUAGAGAAGAAACUGGGAGAGUUUCUCAGUCAGAGGGGAUCACCUCUGAGGAGGCACAGAACACAGGAGCGGAGGGCGAUGGUGUCAGUUUAGCAGCUUUGUCACAGGCCUCUGCUUCAAGUGCCUGUUUCCCCCGAAAGAGAAUCAGCAGCAAAUCACUAAAAGUUGGCCUGAUCCCGGCUCCCAAGAGAGUGUGUCUUAUAGAGGAACCUAAAGUUCAUGAACCUGUGCGAAUUGCUUAUGACAGGCCCCGGGGACGCCCUGUGUCCAAGAAGAAGAAACACAAAGACUUGGAAUUUGCUCAGCAGAAACUGACUGACAGGAAUGUGGGUUUUCAAAUGCUUCAGAAGAUGGGCUGGAAGGAGGGAUAUGGCCUGGGCUCACGUGGGAAAGGAAUUAAGGAGCCUGUAAAAGUGGGAACUACCUCUGAAGGGGAGGGCUUGGGUGUUGAAGGGGAAGAAAAUAACGAAGAUACAUUUGAUGUUUUCCGUCAAAGAAUGAUACAAAUGUACAGGCAGAAACGAGCAAGUAAAUAGGUAUGUGCCUGGGCACGUUCAUUUCAUGAAUUCCUGCCCACACUGAAAUUCUAGUUUUGGAAAAAAAAAAUUCUGAAAUAUUACAUUUCAAAAAACAAACGAGUUCAAUUAAAAAAAAAAAAAAAAGACCUCAGAAUGCAGAUCUGUUCAACUUCUUACCCUCUAGGUUUGCGGAAGAAAUGUGUUAACAGGCUGAAAACGCUGAUGUUUGACAAAGCUGCUGCCCCACAGGCCUUUUGAUGAUUUUUAGUUCACUUCAGCAAUGUGCAAAGAGAUUUUCUUUGUCAUGGUGAACUCAAAAGUUGAUGUUACUCAUCUAGUUUGCCAAGCUUCAGUAUUAGCCUUGUACUUGAUGCACAGGCUAACAGUCUGGGUGCUAGCUUACCUGGAAGAGACUCUUUUUGACUUUCAGAAUUUGUCCCAUCUUUUUGCUGAGGCUUUAUCUCACAGAUGAAGAAGGCCUGCAUCAGAGCACAUACCGGAAACAAGACAAUUCAGUGGUCAGAAGAAGACAGUUCCGAACAAUUGAAAUGAAAACGUUUAAUUUCCCAUUUUCCUCAUCUAAUUACUAC